AUACAUUGAUCAGAUAAGCAGAUCUACUGGUGGUGACUCGUGUACUGCUGUGAUUGUAGCUCCUGUUCAUAAAGAUCUUAUUUUCACCAUUAAACAGAUGUAUAUUGACUGUGAUGCAGAAAUAAGAAUAGGGGAGGAGAGAAGGAGAUUUUGUGGUAAACAAUACCAAGUUACUAUGAAAACAGAGAGUAAUGUGAUAGCGAUAGAACAUAAAACACAUAAACAAGGACAUGGAUAUCAACUUCUUUAUCAUUCAAGAAAGAGUCGACAUAAAAAUGAUUGUGAUCAACUAAUAACAGAUAGAAAGACUAUCGUUACGAGUCCAGAGUGGCCUUCUAAGUACCCAAGUAAUAUGAAUUGUACCUAUCGGUUUAUAGGGGAUCCCGGUAAGAGGAUUACACUCAGGGUUAAAGUAUUCAAACUUCAAGGAAAGGAACCAAGAUGUAAACAUGAUAAAUUAGAGAUGUUGGAUCUAUUAACGGGUGAGAAGGUAGCACGAUGUGGAUCAUCGCCUUCCAAAUACAGCCUGCGAUUGUCGGGAUACGAUGGAUUAAUGCGAUUUAUUUCAGACGAACCUGUACAGCUGGCUGGAUUCAAAAUAAUCGUAUAUAUCAAAUAAAAUCAGGUUAAACCAAAUUAUUGAUUCACUGGAUGGGUAUGCAAUACAUUCUCACAGUAGAACAUAUGUUUUAUUCUGUUGUGAAAAUCCUCGAAAACACCCUCCAAAUUUAGACUUGUAAGAUUAACAGGGAAUCUGUAUUAUGGUUGUCACAUAUUAACAUGAUUAAUGUUUUAGCCAGCGUACGCCAACGUAUAGGCUAUGGCGAGCCGUUUUCUUAAUCUUGGUUCUUGAUGUCAAGAAUUGCUUUUGUUCACAACUCAAAAUAAUUUAAUCAUAUGAAUAAUUUGGAAUUCUUGAUAUUUCAUGUUAUUGAUAAAAUACUUUUCUAUGAAGAAAUGUAAUUUAAGGGAAAAAUACUUCCUACCUUCGUCGACAUAUGCUCAUUUGCUGUCUAAAACAUCCAGUUGGGACCGCCCCAAAAUUAUACUAGCCAGUAGAAACGAUCCCGCAAGGCAUUUUGGGUAAUUACAUUCAGGUUAAGAUUAAGAUUCAUAGUGAUCAAUAUCGAACCAACUAUAUAUUUAUUAAUGGUAGCCGUAAAAUAUUCGAUCGGUUCAUAAUUUUGAUGAUAUAUGUUGCUCCAAUGAAAAAGUUCAUAUUGAUUAAGGUUUUCCCGCUCAAUUUGAAGUUCUAUCAUUCAAUUUUAAUAUUGUUCAGAGCGAAUUCAAGAAAGCUUUUAUCUAUAGCGUCAUUCAACAUUUCAUUAUUUGUCAUUCUUGGGAGUAUUUUAUUAACUUUUUUUGUCGGACAACUUUUCUGGAUUUUGAUUGGCCAAGAAGCACAGUUCCUAUGGUAACUGUCGGAUAAAACAUUUUUUUGAGCAAAAAUUAUCCCAGAUGUGAUAGAAAUUACCCCACAUACUGUUAGGAAAAUCUGCUCAUUGGGAAUUUGUCAUUCAUUUUCGUAUAAUCAUAACUGGUUUUAAACUGAAGCGCAUCUAUAUAAACCUAUUUACCUCAGCUUAAACUCGAGCUGCCGUUUAAUUCAAUCGAUCAGUGUAUUCAAAGAAUAAUAGUGCUAUGUACCCAUUCACCUCACAUGGGUCGAGUGCAGCAAUAGAGAAAUUUACCUGAAAAGUGAUAUUGAUUGAGACUCAUGAAUAUUGAUUAUUUUACCAUACAGAGUGCGAAUAACGUGCAAUUCGACUUCUGUGAUUGGCUAAUGCUAUUGCCCCACUUUUCCUAGCCCAGUUUCGUUUCACACUGCAAUUGUGCUUGCACCACAAUAAGUCGACUAACCCUGUUUUGGGGCAGGGCCAGAUAGUACCGUACUGUUUACCGUGCUAGCCCACUUUGCUAAAACGUAGUGUGAAAACAAAGUUGGCUGAGCUUAACCCCGGGAAAUUGGUGGGGCUAAGAUCUCCCCUUAGCCUCAACAAUUUCCCAGGGUUAAAGAAAAAAAAGUGCAGUGUGAAAAGCAUAUAUUAUAAGAGUAACAACCCUAUCGUGCAAAUUUCAUACUUUGUCAUUUAUCAAUAUCACUUUUCCCGUGCGACUUGAAAACGGCACGUAUAUAUACGUUAAAACAGUUUUAUUCUAUUUCAGAUGUUUUUGUUUGAUAUAUAUUUAUUGUUUCAAGCUGAUGUUACUUGCUUUCAGAACGAUUAAAGUUUAUUUUUUCUG
Lytechinus pictus (painted urchin) is the source of this 2244-nucleotide messenger RNA. Its product is annotated as tolloid-like protein 1. The transcript is spliced from 4 exons. Bases 98 to 619 code for a protein of 173 amino acids. Gene Ontology annotation, cellular component: plasma membrane. NCBI's taxonomy places the organism in Eukaryota, Metazoa, Echinodermata, Echinoidea, Temnopleuroida, Toxopneustidae. The record is from RefSeq and is a predicted model, not a curated record.